AUGAAGCUCCUUUUACUAACCGCAUUUCUGAUGCCUUGUAUUAGUGCGGUGUCCGGUUGUAAGUGUAAAAAUACAACGAAUGAGGAGGCGUAUUGCGAGGCCAAGUGGAGUAAGUCUACAUCGACGUGUGCUCGCCUUUUGUAUCAAUUUUAUUCCAUUUUUAUUUUCAGUAUCUCAUCUAAAAGUACUCGAAAAGAAGCAGAGCCAUGAUCGUCUAACAACGAUUUACACCGUAGAACAUAUCGACAUAUUUAAAGUAAAUAUUUUUGAAUUGUGAUAUGCAAUUUUUUAUGAUUAUUGCGUUUGCUUGGGAAUUUUACGAGGUAUAAAACAAUGUAUUUUAUAGGUAUCAGUCUUUCUGAAAAGUCAUGUAGAUUCGUCGCACCAAGAAAUCGCUCAUCAUCGCUUUGCGAUGGCUGGAGAUCUGGUGCUCGACUGCGACGAUUUCGCUGCGACGGACCCACAUUAUUUUCCUGGCAGACUGACAAAAAUAUGUCAAGUUUGGUCGUCAAAUUGUGGGAAAGAGGAUCAUUGAGAAAACUUCUCACUAAUAAUAAGACAUGUGCACUUUAGGAACAGAUACAAUGGACACAACAGUCAAAAAUUUGAUCAAAAUGAGCUACCGUUUGAAGUCAAAAAGUGCAGGAAAGACAUAAAAAGAAUCAGCUUUGAAGAGAAGAUACCUGAACAUCAUUCCUCCACUUCAAAACCAAAAUUCUUUUUACGUAUUUGCUUCACUUUUUUGACAACAAACGAUAGCUCACUUUGAUCAAAUUUUCGAUUGUUUUGUCCAUUUUAUCUGAUCCUAAACUGCAUCAUGCCUCAUUAUUAGUGAGACGUAAUCUCAAUGAUCCUCUUUCCCACAAUUUGUCAACCAAAUUCUACUUACAGUGGCCGGGUCUCAUGGGAAAAAAGUACCAUUCUGCAUUCGGGAAGUAUCAAAAAUGUAGCAAAAUGACUCCCUAUCCAAGUGAAAAAACUGCGAUUUCAAAAGCGCGCCUGCUCUUUAUGUGGGAAAAGGGCGCGAACGUCAAACUGAGAUAAGCUAAAACAGUCCGGUGAAUGGAUUGGCAAUUUGCCAAAAAAAGACGCGACAAAACGUUUUGUCGGGGAAGAAAUGGGGAAUUUUUGGGGCGAGAGAGUAGGCUUUUGCGUGUCUUUUUUCUCUCUUUCUCUGGAAAUCAAGACGAAAUGUAAAAAAACCGAUAGCGAAGAGUCUAUUCCGGUCACCGGACUCCUCAGUUUGACGUGCGCGCUAAACGGAGUUUUUUAGUACAAAAGGGAGGCAUUUUGCUGCGUUUUUGAUACUUCCCGGAUGCAACACGGUAAGUUUUUCGUCGCUGGAUCAGGUCCUUCACUACACCCCGUAAAAUUCACGAACAAAAACUACCACAAUUUUUCAGAAGCCAGACGGAGAUUUGCCCACCGAAUUCAUCUCGCCUUCCUUCUCCGGAUCCUGUGGAAUCUCAGCACUCAAACCGGGAGAGGAAUACCUUCUCACAGGUAAUUUUUUGAGAGUUCUUUCAGUCUGUCGGGAAAAUAAUGAGCGUCGCAUCAAAAAUCGCACCGCCGGUGAAAAAAUCAAUUGCAAAAUCAAACUGUUUUUCACUUCAGCGACGCGAUUUUCGAUGGACAUUGUGCUCAUUAUUUUCCCUGCAGACUGAGACAUAGUAUUUUCAAUAAAUUAAGAUAUCCAUUUUUCAUUUAGGCACCAUUGCAAAUGGUUUUGAACUGCGCGCAGUUUCUUGUUUAUUCUUCAACGUUGAAGGGAGUAAUUUACUCGGUGCCGUGGAAUGGAAGGCCGUCCCAGCCAGCAUAAAAGACCUGCUCAGUAAGAACAAACCGGCUUGUUCUCUUGGCCGAGAGAGCGCUUGA
This is a messenger RNA of Bursaphelenchus xylophilus (pine wood nematode), 1875 nucleotides long. Lineage: Eukaryota; Metazoa; Nematoda; Chromadorea; Rhabditida; Aphelenchoididae. The record is from the annotation of a GenBank genome assembly.